AUGGAGGACGCCGUGGUGGCGCCUUCGCCUUCGCUGCUAGCGGACGCGGCGACGCGCGCGCCGGCCAACAACAUCUGGCACGUGGACUACAACGCGACCGUGGCCAAGGACGCGGCCAUGGGCUGGCAGGGCAUGGGCUUCGUGCUGGGCUUCAACGGCGUCAUGUUCCUCGUGGCGCUGGCCGUGUUCCAGGCGGGCGCGCGCAGCACGCGCUUCAGCCUCUUCCGCUUCGGCUCGAGCUCCAUCCUGUCGGCGCGCGCGCAGCAGGCGGCGCAGUUCUCGCUCAAGAAGUGGGGCGACCUGCUCUGGCGCACGCCCAUCCGCGACUCGGACGUGGAGCUGCAGCUCGGGCCCGAGGGCACCUUCUACCUGCUCUACCAGCAGUACACGGCGCGCUUCCUGGGCGUGCUCAGCGUCUUCGCCAUGCUCGUGCUGCUGCCGCUGUACCUCACGAUCGGCGCCAACGCCAUGCAGCAGGUGGAGGCGGUCGCGGAGGCCGCGGUCAAGGGCAUCGAGGCCAUCGCCGACGGCUCCGCGCGCGGAGCCACGGACCUCUUCGCCAUGGACGGAGGCGACGCUGCUGACGCUGCUGCUAGUGCCGUCGGAAGUGCAAGUGGCAGCCUCGCAGCCUCAUCGGCCGCGCAGGACGAGGACAGCCACUGGUGGAGCUUCGCGCACGCCACCAUCCGCGUCAUGCCGCACGAGUCGCCGUACCUCUGGGUGCCCGUGGUCAUGUGCUACCUGACGACGCUCGUGUUCCUAGUGUACUACCGACAGCUGAGCGCGCUGGCCACCAUUCCGACGCACAACUCGAGACGCCACAAGCUCGCGGGGCUCACUACGAGAUCGUCGUCCAUCAUGUCCAACGCCACGAGUGUCGCGACAAUGGGGCAGCCCGCCGGUGAGGUGGACAAGUCGAGCGCCAAUGUCGCGGACGAAGCCGUCACGCCGGAGGUCGUGACCUCGCCGUCCAAGGCGAAGAUGGAGGCGGAAGCGGAGCCCGAGGACCCGGAGAGACAGCCGCUACUAGCCAAGGAGAAGGCCAAGGAGGAGAAAGACCCGGCUGUGGUGGUGGAAGAGCAAAAGCCCAAGGCUCCUGAGCGCACGCAUCUGAUUGGAAUGCAGCCCUCGGCGCUCAGUAACAGGUCGCUCUUCGUCCACCGCGGACUGCCCAAGCAGCUGCGUGAGCAGCGCAUGCUGCGCUUGCUGGACGAGGUUUUCCCUGGCUACGUGGAGGACGUGAGCGUCGUGUUCAAUCUGGCCGAGUUCCACAGCCUGCAGGCUCGUCGGCGCCGCGAAGAGACGGAGUUGGCGCGCAUGAAGAUCCUGCACGAGCUUGAACUUAACGGCGAGAAGCCCUCGUGGUCGCUUCGUCUUUUGCCCGGCGGCGUCAUGAUCCCUUCGCUUCGGUCGCUGUUGAGCAACUUGUUUUGCUGCUUCAGGUGGUGCUCGAGGCCUGUUCCGAUGGAAGAGCAAGAGGAGAAGCUCCAAUACCACAUCAAGGAGCUGCGGGAGAAGGAGGCCAUGUGCCUGUCCCGCAUUCUGCACGAGAACAAGGGCGCCGGACGCGCAUUCGUGAUCUUCAAGUCAGCGAGACUGCGCGCCCGCUUUGUUCGUCGCGUCCGCAACCAGAGCAUCACCUCCAUCUUGGCGCGCUUUCCGGAGCACGCUCAGCCCAGACUUGUGCGCUACGUGCGCGAGCUGGGGCUUACGCGUUGGCAGCUGGAGGCGGCACCUGAGCCCGAUGACAUCGACUGGCAGAGCGUGUCGUUCCCGUUUGCGAAGCGUACUGUCGUGGUUCUGUUGGUGAACGUGUGCAUCCUCGUAGUGCUCCUGCUGUUCACGUCCCCGAUUGCUGUGACGUCGGCCAUUUCCAGCAGCUCGUCGUACUCGACAGGCGCGGCUCAGUCGCUGUCGGACCUGGUGGCACAGCUGGGCGACCUGGUGAAGAAGGUGUCGCCCCACAUGGCGAAGCUGUUGGCGACGUACAUCCCCACGCUGAUCCUGGUGAUGAUCAACGCCGUGCUUCUGAACGUGCUGCAGAUUGCAGGGCGUAUCCAGCCGAUUUCGACGGACUCGGCGAAAGAGCGGUUGAUCUUGCGCACAGCCUCCGUGUACUUGAUUUUCAACACCAUCUUCGUGCCCAGUUUGGCGUUUAUGUCGAUCGAUGCGGUGCUGCUCUACCUCGAGGACGACGGCGAAGUGCUUGGCAUGCUCGGCACACUCUUCCUGCACAACUCGGGCAUUUUCUACGUGGAUUAUGUGCUUCAGCGCUGCUUCCUCGGUACUGCUCUCGUGCUGCUGCGCGCCACCGAGUACGUCAAAUUCUCGUGGGCGAAGCCGCGCGCGUUGACGCCUCGGGAGAAGGUCCAGGCUGUGGAAGCAGAUCAAUUCUACACGGGCACGCAGUCGGCCAUGCAGAUCAGUACGCUGACCGUUGUGCUCAUGUUCAGCACCGUCGUGCCAAUGAUUUUGCCGUUGGGAACGCUCUAUUUCGUGAUGCAGCAUGGUGUGGAUAAGUACUCACUGCUGAAUGUGCGUCGCCGGAUCAAGGGACGUGGUAGCAUUGCCCGUACUGCCACGCACGCCACCUGUGUGAGCCUGCUGCUGUAUCAGGGUGCCAUGAGCGGAUUCAUCCUCGAGCGGGGCACCACGUCGCAGAGUGCCGCCGUGCUCGUAUUGCUCAUGGGCACGUACAUCGUCGUACUGUGGGGCUACGUUCAGGACAAGGACCAGCAGCGCCACAUGAUCACUCGUAGCGGACACAGCUCCCUCGAGCACGUUCCUAACGCGCAGAACUCGGAGUUCCCGUUGAGCAUGCUCAACUCCAGCCUGCAGCCGCUGGAAGAAGGCGGACCCAAGGGCCAGGACGAAGAGGAGCAGGAAGGAGGAGAGCAAGGCGAGCCCGAGGAACCUCCUGCCGGCGACGAAGAAGAACAAGCUCCAGCUGGACCACUUCGCGGUCGUCGGCCUCUGGAAACGCUCACCGAGUCUUCGGCACUGCUGAUGUUCCCGUCUAGCAGCGGGGACCCCGACCUCCUCGCUGGCCCCGACGCCGACUCGAGCGACUUGUACCGCGAGCCCGCACUUCGCAAAUCUCGGGGACUACGGCACCUGGCGCCAACCGCCAUGGAGACCGAGUGGCACACGCUGGGCAAGGUGCAGUACCAUAAGUGGGCCGUGUACGGCAUGACGUGGGCGGCCGAGGGCGUGACGGACCUGCGCGACUUCGUGGCGGCCUGCGCGCCCUACGGCGGGCCCGUGGCGCUGCUGCGCGACCCCAAGAAGCUGGUCAAGGUAGCGUCGGACGCGCCGCUCGCGCGCCAGCUGCUGCUGUUCAACGCGUGCGGGCGCAAGCUGGGGCAAGUGGACUGGGCGCCCUUCGAGGACGCACGCGAGACGCUCGUGGGCAUGACGUGGACGGACGAGCUGCGCCUGCUCUGCGUGUUCGCCAGCGGCAGCUGCGUGGCCUUCAGCAUGGCGGGCGACGAGGAGACGCGCUUCUCGCUGCUGCCGCCCGGCUCCAAGGACAAGGUGGCCACAUUCGAGGCCUGGGGCGGCGGCCUCGUGGCGCUCACGGAGAAGAUGGCGCUCGUGCAGGUGCUGGACGUGGACUCGGUGCGCCCCAAGGUGUCGCUGCUGCCGGACUGCGGGCUCUCGGACGCCAACCCGCCCACGUGCAUGGCCGUGCUGGAGCCCAAGUUCCUCAAGAGCAUCUACCCGGAGGUGCUGCUGGGCACGAGCAACCGCUCGCUCGUGGUCGUGAGCAAGGACGGCGGCGCGCAGGACAUGAAGCUGCAGGACUCCAUCGCCGCGCCCAUCUCGGCCGUGGCCAUCGCGCCCAACGGCCUCUUCAUGGCGCUCUUCUCGCAGGACGGCAUCCUCACGGUGCUCAACACGAUGAUGGACAAGAAGAUCCUGUCUUUUGACACGCAGAGCAAGGCCAGCCCCAUGAGCAUGUGCUGGUGCGGAGAGGACUCGGUGCUCAUGUACUGGCCCAGCGCGGGCCUGGUCAUGGUGGGGCCCUACGGCUCCUGGCUGCGCUUCCCGUACUCGGAGAGCAUCGUACUGGCCCAGGAGGUGGACUGCUGCAGAGUGUACAGCGCGUCGUCGCACGACAUCGUGCUGCGUGUGCCGACCUGUGUGGAGAACAUCAAGGGCGUAGGUUCCACGGCACCCGCUGCCAUGUUGUACCAGGCGCUGGAUGCGUUCGACUCGGGAGACGCCAAGGCGGACGAACACAUUCGGUUCAUCUUGAGUCAGAACGCGCUGGAGGACGCCAUUAAGGACUGCGUGGACGCAGCGGGAAGCGAGUUUGACUACGCUUCGCAGACUACGCUACUGCGCGCCGCAUCGUACGGCAAGUGCUUUGUGGACUCGGCCAUGGACGCGUCUUCGGCUCUUCCUGGAGGCGCUGGAACUGGCGGCGGCAACGCUAUGAUGGAUGCAGAGUUGUUUGUUGAUAUGUGCCGCAAGAUUCGUGUGCUGAACGCGCUGCGCCAACAGGAUGUCGGCUUCCCCCUGACAGUGACACAGUUCGACCGAUUGACAGCGGAGGUUGUCGUGAGUCGGCUGGUAGCAAUGCGCCACCACUUUUUGGCACUCAAGAUCUGUGAGUACAUGAAGAUCCCCACGGACCGCGUGCUCGUCCACUGGGCUUGCGAGAAGGUGAAGGCCGCCACGUCUUCUGAUGUUUCCGAUGAGGAGCUCGUGGCGCUUGUGCGCAAGAAACUCAAGAACGCGACGUUGGUGUCCUACGCUGACAUUGCCAACUGCGCAGAGCGUGUGAACCGGCGGCGACUUGCUACGAUGUUCUUGGAUCUGGAGGAGAACGCGUCCGACCAGGUGCCACUGCUGCUGUCUAUGGGUGAGUUCGAGCUGGCGCUGCGCAAGUCGCUUGAGUCCAACAACACCGACCUCAUCUAUAUGACACUGUUCCACCUGGAACGCACGCUGCCGUCUAUGGAUGAGUUCCGAUACGUGCUGAACCGCGAGCCCAUGUACGCGGAGGCUGUGAACCUGAUGUUGCUCUACUACCGCGCUACGAAGAGCUCGGGCAGCCCCGCGCUGUGGACCGACGUGGCCAGCGCUGAAAACGACCUACUGCUCUCAUUCAAGACGUCAGAUGUCGAAGAGAAGAUCACGGCGCUGAAGGACGCCACCACCAAGUACACAAAUGCCAAGCUGCCGUCGCACGCCAAGCUCGCCGAGGAGCAGAUUGAGCUGCUGCAAGAACAGGGCAAGCUGGAAGAGAAACCGGAGAACGUGAAGCGCCGCAAGCUGGUGGGGCUGUCGAUCUCAAACACAAUGAAGCUGCUGCUUCGCGACAGCAAGUACGAGCCCAAGUUGCUGCCGCUGGUGGCGGCGUUUGCCAAGAAGUUCAAGGUCCCGGACAAACGCUUCUAUCGCGUCAAGAUUAAGGCCCUUGCCGAGACGCGCCAGUGGGACGCGCUGCACAAGUUCUCGAUGGAGAAGAAGAACCCGCCCUGCGGCUUCAAGGCCUUCGCCAUCGCGUGUCUGGAGGAGGGCGAGAAGCAGCAGGCCGAGAACUACACGGCCCGCAUCACUUCGGUGGACGAGAAGUUCGAGACACUCAUCCACCUCGACAUGUACAGCGACGCUCUGCAGCUCGCCAUCAAGCUCAAGGACCCGGAGAAGCUCACGAACGUGCGGAACCUCUGCAACGACGACAACAUCUGCAACCAGGCCGACAAGGCGGCCAUGGAGCUGGGCUUUGUGUCUUAG
Phytophthora sojae is the source of this 5745-nucleotide messenger RNA. RefSeq lists its product as hypothetical. Gene Ontology annotation, cellular component: endosome; cytoplasm; HOPS complex. The transcript has 3 exons. The record is from RefSeq and is a predicted model, not a curated record. The coding region runs from base 1 to 5745 and encodes 1914 amino acids. Gene Ontology annotation, biological process: endosomal transport; vacuole fusion, non-autophagic; intracellular protein transport. Gene Ontology annotation, molecular function: actin binding. NCBI's taxonomy places the organism in Eukaryota, Oomycota, Peronosporomycetes, Peronosporales, Peronosporaceae.